UGUCUCUUUCUGUCUUCAUUGAAAUAUAAAAAACUCUCUCUCCUCUCUCUCUUAUCUUCCCAUGAAAGUACUUCCACUGCAUAGCCAGUCUCAUGUGCACUAUCUCCAACAGAAAUUUCAUCAACCACUAAACACCCAAAACUCAUCAUUCUAAGCUCCUCUCUUAUCUUUCAAAAUCAUAUUUCACUUGCUCAACACCAACCAACCAAAAAAAAAAAAAAACCCAAAAAAGAUGUCUCUCAUUAGGUUGUAGAUAUGUCAACACUCAAAAACUACUUCAAAAAAGGCUACUCUGUAAUGGGUUGUCUUAAAUUAAGAACUUCACGGGUGGUUCUUAUUUUCUGUGUCUUUUCACUUUUGUGCUUCAAAGGACACUGUGAAUAUGGUCCAGUGAAAUUCUUGAAGGCUCCUAAUGCAUUCUCACAUAGGAACUCAGCAACAUUCAUAUUUGAGCUCAGCAAUUGCUCUAAUUGUACCUUCACUUGCAGUAAUUGUACCUUCACUUGCAGGCUAGAUAAUGGGGUUGCCUCAAAAUGUGAAGCUAAAAAGGUUUCAUACACAAGAUUGAAAGAUGGGAAACACACUUUUGAAGUUUGUUCCAAUGGGCUUCAGGGAUUGGGAUGUGCCAGCUAUAACUGGACAAUUGAUACAGUUCCUCCUACAGCAUAUAUCACUGCCCCUAAUCCUUUUACAAAUGCUUUGAAUUUUUCUGUAAAUAUAUCAUUCAGUGAACCUUGUAUUGGUGAAGGAGGUUUUAGAUGUUUCUCUGCAAAUGCCUGCAACCUGCUAGUCUAUGGUCCGGGCCAAGUUAUACCAACUUCACUACAUGUUCUGCAGCAAAACCUAACAUAUUCUCUUGCUGUGAGCUUAUCAUCCCAAGUUCAAUAUGGAAGAGUGGUCCUUGUAAUGGAUAAAUACUUCUGCACUGAUAAUGCUGGAAACAUAUUUGAAAGAGCAGCAAAUUCAAGUUUCUAUGUCCAUUUUGAUAGAAGAAAUGUAUUUGUCAACCUAAGGAUUCAUAUUCCGGAAAGGCUACUUCAACUUGGUGGUCAAACUAGAACAGUGCUGGCAACAAAUAACUACAAUCACCUCAAAGUGUAUCUAUAUUUCUCACAUCCAGUCCUUAAUUCAUCUGCAGAAAUUCUAAAUUCUCUGAACAUAAGUCAGGGAUCACUCCUUCCCAUUAGUGGAAACAAUGUUGGGAACCGCAGAUUCGGCUUUUUGGUUGAAAAUCUAUCUAGCAUUUCCAUAGUCACAUUAAGCCUCAACUCAAAUCUCAUAAUAAGCAGACAAGGGACUCCGGUUUCUCCAAUUUCGCCUGUAACUUUUCUUUAUGAUUCCAAUAGGCCUGCUGUGAAGUUGAGCACCACAUCUAGUGUGAGAACAAGAGAAAAUAUUAUUCCCAUAUCAAUAAUAUUCAAGAAACCUGUAUUUGGUUUCAACUCUUCUUCUGUAUCAGUCUCAGGAGGGAAUGUUCAAAGUUUUCAUCAAAUAAGUAGGAGCGCAUACAUCAUUGACAUACAAGCAAGUGAUGAUAUAGUAUCUGUCAAUGUUCCGGAAAAUGUUGCUGGGGAUGUUUCUGGAAACCAAAAUCUGGUGUCCAAUGUUCUACAAGUGAGGCACUAUUCAGUUCCUUUGAUAUCUUCUGUGGUUUCUGCCCUCGUAACUGCUUCAUUUUUGGCGAUGUCUCUUGCUGCUGGGAUUCUCACUUUCUCAACUGCAAGCCUCCAAACUUUUUGGACAUUUAGAGGACCAUCUUCUUUGACGAUUGAUCCUUCAAGAAGUCUUUUCAGAAUUGCUUUCUACAUCCAGGUUUUCGCGCUAUCUAGAUGGUUGGCAGUAAUGUUGCCAGUUGAGUACUAUGAAUUUGCCAGGGGAAUUCAGUGGAGCAUUCCCUAUUUUGAUCUCCCGUGGGAAAAUGGGCAAAGCAACCCAGUAAUUGUGGGCUCUAGUCCUUAUCCCAGCUUAAGUUCUCAUACCUCUAUUUUUUAUUCAGAAAGUUUCCGAAGCCUGCAACUGAAAGAAGAGAAUCCAAAUAUGACUGCUCCAAUAUAUGGUCUUCCACUCGGUCCGAUGGAAUACAGAUUCUAUUUUGAGAGCCAAAAUAUUAAACCAGAAGCUGAAGCACUUUUGGAGCCUCAAAACUCAAAUGGGUGGAAAAAUUUUGAUAGAAGCAUGUUUUGGUUAGCUUUGAUUGGUGGCAGUUUAGUCUUGCUGCAUGUCUUACCCCUUUUCUUCAUGAAGUUGAGAAAGAAAAGUUCCGAAAAUCGGAAGGGCUAUAAAGCACUCACCUUCCCAAGAUUUGAGAUUUUUCUUAUCAUUCUGGCACUUCCUUGUCUCUCAGACGUUUCUGCUGCCCUAGUUAAAGGAAAGGGUUCAUCAGGGGCUAUAGUUGGCAUUCUGUUGUUGGGAGUAGUGUCACUUCUUCUGCUAGCCUUGUUCAUUUUCCUCUCAUUUGGAAUCACUUUUGGGAAGCUACUUCAGUACAAGGAAGUCCAUAGAGAAGGUCAAACAUUCCAUUGGUAUCAAGAACUCGUCCGGGUCACACUUGGUCCUGGCAAAAGAGGCCAAUGGACUUGGAAAAGACAAGCAAACUCAGACUACUUGAUUAUCUUAGGCCCUCUAUUUGAAGACCUAAGAGGCCCUCCUAAAUACAUGCUCUCACAGAUUUCUAGUGGCAAUCCCCAAAAGCACGGUGAUCGGAUCAUCGCCUCCGAUGAUGAGACAGAAGAUGCAGAAGCACCCUUCAUUCAGAAACUGUUUGGAAUACUGAGAAUAUACUACACACUACUCGAAUCUAUCAAGCGUGUUUGCCUCGGAAUCAUGGCAGGUCUCUACAUGGAGAAUUGGUCUUCCAAAACUCCAUCAUUGACCCUAUUGUGCAUGACCUCUUUUCAGUUUUUCUUCCUUGUUCUCAAGAAGCCAUUCAUCAAGAAAAAGGUUCAACUGGUUGAGAUAAUUUCGCUUUCGUGCCAAGUAGGACUAUUCGCCACAUGUCUAACACUUUUGGAGAAGGACUUCUCAUCUGGGGGUGGGGCUAAAGUUGGGAUCUUCAUGGUUACAUUAUUCCUAGUUGGAUAUUUGGCACAUAUGGUCAAUGAGUGGUAUGCUCUAUAUAGACAAACAAUGCUUUUGGACCCUGCAGAGAAGUCUUUCAUACAAGGCUUUAAGAUAGCUUCAAUUGGGUGUAUACUCCUAUUUAUCCCACAGAAAUGGACCAAAAAACUUGAGAGCAGAUUCUCACAGCCUAGGCAGGGACAAACUCAGAGUGCUAACCAAUCUUCUGAGGGGUACAAAAGCUCGAGUCAGAGCUCGGGGUCAACCGAAAAACCGUGGCUGAAACAGUUGAGAGAACUGGCAAAGGCUAGCUUUAGUAGAGAAGGAAGUGGAGGAGCUCCAAAUGAUCCUUCAAGCAGUAGAACUGGAUUGAGCGGGAUUUGGGGAACCAAAAGGAGCGGGAGCCCAAGUAAGAGCACCUCUUCUGAUUCAAAGUCCAAGUCAAAUCAAAAGGGGACAUUGUACAAAGAUUUAGAAGCUAUUUUUUCAUCCAAGUAGUGAAGAGCAAAGGCAUAGACAGAUUAGACAAGAACUACUUUUUGGAGACCUCAAUGGAGAACUGAGAAAUGGGAGAUUGAUUGAUUGGAGAACUACUUUUUGGUUUGCAUGCACAAAAUUAAGGCUUAUAUAUAUAGAUAUAUAUAUUUGAGUGAAUAUUGUAUCUGUUAUUUCAAUGAUAAAUAUCUUUAAGUGCAUUGGAUAUAGUAGGCGGUGGAACAUCUUCCCACCACACUACAUCUUCUUUUAGUCUAAGACCAUGCUUAGACUAAAAUUUCUAAGGCUUCAAGAUUUUCCAACAACGAGAUUCACCAUCUCGAAU
This is a messenger RNA of Morus notabilis, 3877 nucleotides long. RefSeq lists its product as uncharacterized. The transcript is spliced from 13 exons. The record is from RefSeq and is a predicted model, not a curated record. Lineage: Eukaryota; Viridiplantae; Streptophyta; Magnoliopsida; Rosales; Moraceae. Bases 256 to 3555 code for a protein of 1099 amino acids.